Daphnia magna is the source of this 2549-nucleotide messenger RNA. RefSeq lists its product as uncharacterized. Lineage: Eukaryota; Metazoa; Arthropoda; Branchiopoda; Diplostraca; Daphniidae. Gene Ontology annotation, molecular function: RNA binding. The transcript has a single exon. The coding region runs from base 389 to 2014 and encodes 541 amino acids. The record is from RefSeq and is a predicted model, not a curated record.
UGUGUUCCGCGCAUAAUACAAAGUUAGAUCGAUCGUCCGCUCCCAAAACUUUGAAAGUGCCUUGCCUUUAAUGCAAUAACUUACGAAAAAAACUUAAAUAUCUAUAUUAAAUGAUUGAACAAUGUUUUUUCAAUAACCUUAAUUAAAAAAAUAGCCAGCAAGUGUCAUUUAAAAAAAAAUUCCCGUCGAAAAUACAAAAAAUCAGAGGCCAGGAGCUUUGCUCUGUCCUUCAUCUGGACCUAUUGUAUAUAGGAAAAAAUGUUUGAUUUUAUUUUAUCUUUAUUUCCAGCUUUCCAAGUUUUCGUGAUCAGUACUCAGACCAAGUUUUAGUGACCAGUGCUCAUACCAAGUUUUAGUGAUCCAUCCUACUUGAUUCUUCAACGCAAAAAUGAAUCGAGUAAUCUUUGGAAUCGCUGCUGCAGGAGUGUCUGCCUUAACGGUUUACCAUUGGUAUUCGGCUCGAAAGCGCGAAGUUAUUUCUUCUACUGAUGUCGACAAUUUGAACGGGAGAAGUUCUGUCUAUCCCCAUGUUUUGUCCGUCGACAUCGGUGAAGAAUCUUCGACUUCGGGAAACGUCAAUACUGGUGACCUUAAGGAUGAGAUUGCCCUGCUGAAGGAGGAAGCGUCGAGACUGGAAAAGGAAAGAGACGAAUUCGCUUUGCAGACGCAGAAAUUAUCUGAACAACUUUAUUGUCAAGAGACAGCCGAACGCGAGUAUCUGCAAGCGAAGAGCUCAUACCUUCAGGUUGAAAUCGACAUUAAACAAAGACUUUUCGAAAAUGAUCUUGAUGAUCUUCGAGCCGCAAAUCGUGACGCGAUUAUUGCAAUGCAUGACGAUUUAUCCCAACAAAAUUUGGCACUAGAGUUGGAUAAUGCUCGUCUUCGUUGCCAGAACGAUUUGGUUUCGAAUGAUCUGAUCAACGUUACAGCUGAACGAGACCGAGCUGUCGUGGAGAAUGCCGCUCUGGCCGAAGAAGUCGGCGACGUUCAAUCCAAGUGGCAAGCAGCACAGACCAACGUGCAAGCCCUACAAACAGCAGCUGAUUGCCGCGAAAGCGAGUUACUGCAAAUUCGUGCUGAACUGGUUUCCAGCGCAGCAAGAAUUGCAGAACUAGAAUCAGUUAACCUUUGUCAGACCAACAAGCUUGCCGAAUUGGAAAUGAUCACACAAGGGCAGAGCAGAUCGACUCUCAUCACUCCGGAAUCGGAGCACCCCCCCGUUGCUACUCUGGUGGAGAAUGAAGACUUGCCCGAACUGCACGCUAGUGAUGAACAAGCUGUUGAGGCUGUUGUUGACGAAUCUGCCAAGCCAUCUUCCCAAGAUGACGUGCAGGACGUCCCUGUUCCUCCACUCGUGCAAGAGGCAGCAGCUCCGCGCUGUGGGGAGAUCGCUCAGAAGCCAGAGGUACCCGUAUUUCCCUGUAUGGAUAUCCGCUUUAGGAAUCAAGAUAUCCAAGGAUAUUCCGUCCUCCUGGAAUCGUCUGGAGGACUUCAGGCUGACAUCAGCCCAAAGCAAGAUGUCGUUGAGGAGGUGAAACCUGUGGCAUCACCACCAGCCAAACAGGAGGCGCCGCCUAACGUGAAAUCUUGCGAUUUUAAGGUCAUCAACGCAGUCGUUGAACAAGAACUACCUGGAAGCUAUCAACUGAACGUUGCUUCGCAACAUUACGGCCACAUUAUCGGCAAAGAGGGGAAACAUGUCAGGGCGUUCCAGGAGGCGCACGGCGUAAGGGUAGUGGUUACGCCACCAAGAGGGCCGCACAGUCAAGUUCGAGUCUUGAUUACACAAGGGAACAACGAAGGGCGCCGCAACGUGGCCAAGCAAAUUGUAGAAUCUCUACCAUCCAUCGUCGAGAUUCCUUUUGCGUCCUUAGGACAGCUCACACCUCAGCGUAAGAAGCAGCUGUGGCACCGCUACUUUGUAGACAUGGUUGAAGAUGAAUCGAACAAGAAGUGCGUGUUGCGCGGAAAAUUAGGCAGCUGCCUGCGCCUGUUCAAGGAGCAGAAAGUCUAAAAAGUCUAAUUUAUCCUUCACCUCCGAUGCUGACUCCUAUUUUCAUCAUCAUUUCUACACAACGUAAAUAUCUUUCUUUACUUACAGUAUGUAUAUAUGUGCCGCAAAAUUGUUCUUUUCGACGCGACAAAGUUCAAAAUUCACUGUUUGAUAUUUUUGAUAAUGUUGCUUUCUAUACCUUAUACAUGUUGUAAAUAUCUUUCUGUACUUAUUUGUCUCUUCCACGAAAUUGUUCUUUUUGAUUCUAAAGUUCAAAAUUCACAGUUUGAUAUUUUCAAUAAUGUUUAAUUUUAUCUUAUACAUGUUGUAAAUAUCUUUCUUUACUUAUGAAUCCCUCUCCACAAAAUUGUUCUUUUCGACCCCAAAGUUCAAAAUUCACAGUUUGAUAUUUUGAAUAAUGUUUGGUUUUACUUUGCACAUAUUGUUAAUAUCUUCCUUUCUUAUAUAUUUGUCUCUUCCCCAAAAUUGUUCUUUUCGGUCCACUUUCUCCAAAAUUCCCUCUUUCGUAUUCAAUAAAAUUUCUCUCUUAUCAUAA